Messenger RNA from Drosophila gunungcola (fruit fly), 1625 nucleotides. Its product is annotated as bestrophin-4-like. NCBI's taxonomy places the organism in Eukaryota, Metazoa, Arthropoda, Insecta, Diptera, Drosophilidae. Bases 47 to 1624 code for a protein of 525 amino acids. The record is from RefSeq and is a predicted model, not a curated record. Gene Ontology annotation, molecular function: chloride channel activity. The transcript has 6 exons.
CUUGUUUUUAAUCCCAAUUGAAAUCAGUCAAUAAGAAUCUUCAAUCAUGACUGUAACAUAUACCUCUCGCGUUAACACCUCUAGUGUAGUAAGCAAUUUUUUGGGCUUGCUGGUCAGAUGGCGCGGCAGUAUUUACAAAUUGAUAUGGUUAGACUUAAUUGUGUUCUUUGGAUUGUACUGCAUACUGGCGAUUAUAUAUCGCCUACUGAUACACGAAGAGGGCAAAAGGUUUUUUGAGGCUGUUAUUUAUUAUUGCGAAGUUAAUGGUUCGCUCAUUCCAUUGUCCUUUGUGCUUGGAUUUUUUGUAAGAAUUGUGAUGAAGCGCUGGUGGGAGCAAUACACCACCAUUCCUUGGCCAGAUGGGAUUGCCAUUCUGAUCAGCACCAGCAUCCAUGGCUCCGAUGACAGAGCCAGGGUCAUGAGGCGAACCAUCCUGAGAUAUGUGUGCCUGUGUCAGGUGAUUGUUUUUACCAUGAUUUCACCGCGUGUGAAGCGUCGAUUUCCCACCUACAAUCAAAUCAUUGAAGCUGGGUUUUUGCUCGAGAACGAAAAGAAGAUCAUUGAGACCUUGGACCAAGCUUUUCCCUCAUAUCCAAAGCACUGGAUGCCCAUCGUCUGGGCUGCUAGUAUUGUGAUGAGGGCCAGGAGGGAGAACAAAAUCCGAGACGAUUACGCGGUUAAGACGAUCAUCGAUGAGUUGAACCAAUUUCGCGGAUAUUGUGGCUUUUUGCUCUACUACGACUGGGUCACUGUUCCUCUGGUUUACACCCAAGUGGUUACCGUGGCCACCUACUCAUUCUUCUUGUUCAGUCUCCUUGGACAACAGUGGAGCCCAAAAAAGGGCGCUGAGGAUGGAUUUAGUAUUAAGAGAUGGUUUCCCAUCCUGACGGUUCUUCAGUUUUUCUUUUACAUGGGCUGGCUUAAGGUAGCCGAAACUUUAAUAAAUCCUUUCGGAGAGGACGAUGACGACUUUGAGCUAAAUUGGAUAAUAGAUCGGAAUCUCACUGUUUCUUAUUGCAUUGUGGACGAAAUGCACCAGGAGCAUCCGGAACUGGUUAAGGAUCAGUACUGGGAAGAAGUUUUCCCUAAUGAAAUGCCAUACGCUGUACCAAAAAUGCGCCAGAAUCCCCCGGAAGCUUCUACUGCCUAUAUGGAAACCCAAUCCCAGAAGAGACAUCGGAAUGCAUCGGCAGCAUCGGGAUGGAGUACCUUCUCGCGGACUAAUUUUCCACGGAACUUCUUGGGAAGACCAUCUGCCACGGGGAGCUACUCGGACUCUUUUCAAAUGGAAGAGGGCCCAUCUCGAGUGACCUUCAGUGACAAUCUGUUGGCAUCAGAAAUGGAUGACCUGCAGAGUUCCCGAAAACCUUCGCAAUCCACAGUUGAUUUUAACGAGCUUAUUGAGCAGCGUCGUCGUGAGCGCAGGGAUCGAAUGCGCCACCGAUAUAUGGAUAUGCGAAGCACCCAUCUCCGCCACGACCCUUCCGGUGCUCCCUACACAAUCACGGUCCUUCGUCCUCCGUCGGAUGAAACCGUGUCGGAAUACCUGGAAGCCGGUGAGGGAACCCAGCAGGAUUCAUCAAGCAAGGCUCCUCCUCCGAAUAAGACAGAGAAGCACGAUUAGU